This is a messenger RNA of Pecten maximus, 906 nucleotides long. Its product is annotated as sulfotransferase 1A2-like. NCBI's taxonomy places the organism in Eukaryota, Metazoa, Mollusca, Bivalvia, Pectinida, Pectinidae. The transcript is spliced from 5 exons. Gene Ontology annotation, molecular function: sulfotransferase activity. Gene Ontology annotation, cellular component: cytoplasm. Gene Ontology annotation, biological process: sulfation. The record is from RefSeq and is a predicted model, not a curated record. Bases 1 to 906 code for a protein of 301 amino acids.
AUGGCGCAGUUAGUGGAAGUACGAAACGACGACGGGAGUUUUCUGAAACUGAAAAAGUAUGAUGACAGGUACUAUAUUCAUCGCUUCGUUGGAAAUGUCAAGGAUCAUCUUGCUGCAAUAGAUGUGAUGAACGUCAGGGAAGAUGACACAUUCAUACUCUCGUACCCAAAGUCAGGAACCCAUUGGACAUUUACUCUAGCCAGCAUGCUUCGUACAGGGGAGACAAUCUACCGCGGAUCGCCCACAUUUUUAGACUUUACCGACAUGGAGACGAUUGAUAACCUCCCGUCCCCCAGAGUCUUUGCCAGUCACAUGACCUUUGACUUCAUGCCCAAACAAGUCAAAGAGGGGAAAGGCAAGGUCGUUGCAAUAUUUCGGAAUCUAAAAGAUGUCAUGUCGUCACUAUAUGCAUUCGGGAAGAUAAUGGAUCACCCAGACUUCCUCAGUAGGUACCAAUUCACGUGGAAAGGUCUUCUCGAAUUACACAUGAAAGGCCAAAUUUUCUGCGGUUUCUGGUUUGAAUACAUACAGAAUUGGGAUAACGUGAGGAGGGAGCACCAGGGGAAUAAUAUAAUGUACCUUAUGUACGAAGAUAUGAUACAGGACCUAAGAUCACACGUGCAAAAGUUAGCGUUGUUCCUUGGUGUGUCGUUUGGACCGGGCUUCCUGGACAAGGUAACUGAAAAGUGUACGUUCCGGAACAUGGCAACAGAAGCCACAAAGACGUUUACGCAAUCCGAUCUUUGGAACGAAUUGCCCAAAUCUAAAACCAUCCCUAUCUACAGAAAAGGUGAAGUCGGAGACUGGAAAAAUUACUUCACAGUUGCUCAAAAUGAACACUUUGAUAAAGUAUAUAACGAGAAAAUGAAAAACUCAAGUUUCGAUUUCCGAUUUGAAUCCUGGUAA